UCGUGACUGAACCUCGAACGGCGAUGGGCACACAAAAGCCGGAAGAAUGGGCGAAUUUGCUGAUCACGCGUUUCGAGGAACAGUUGCCGUGUCGGUGUGGUCCCCAGACCACUCAUUCCCGUAUGAACGAGGAGAGAAACAAGAAUUGCCUAAUACAAAUCUCUCGAUAUCGUUUCUCACUUGUAAUAUCAAGCCUAACGAAGAUAUUACAAGGCGUGAACGAACUCGUUCCUUUCACCGGUGGUCAACGGAUAUUCCACAGCACAGAACAAGAUCGACACUGUUACGAGUCCAUUAUUAUCAUUCUGGAUACAUUAGAAAAAUGCCUCGCGAAUCAACCGAAAGACACUGCAAAGUUCGACGAGGCUAUGAACGUUAAGUUCCUACUCAAAGAAAUCUGUCAGUUCAUAGAUAUACCAAAUGACAGUCCUCAGAAUGCUCACCUAAAAAACUUGGCAAGCAAAGUUUUGUUUGCCCUUAGCUUGAAUUUUUUCAAUGCUGUAUUCAACAGAAUAUCAACAAAGCUUCAAGAACUGGCGAAAUCCGGAGAUGAAAACGCCGAUUAUAGCGACAUCGAAUUGAUCCAACAUAUUAACGUUGACUUGUGCAGGCUAACGAAACUUUUAAAUGAAGCGAUUCAGAAGUUCAAACAACUGAAAAAGUCGGCGCACGUAGCUCUAAUGAACUCGUUGGAGAAGGCUAUAUGGAACUGGAUGGAUACUUAUUCACAUGAAUUCGCAGACCUCCAGAAGAAACCGAACGAGGAAUUAGGGAAGGCUUGCGAGGAGCUGUUUGAUACUCUUGAUACGUUCGCUGAUAAUAAAAAAGGGCGAGCCGCGACCGUAUGGCCUCUGCAAAUGAUGCUUCUGAUACUAUCGCCGAAAAUACUGGAGGAAAUAGUAAAGGCUGACUUCGGUGCUGGAUGCUCGCCGCGGCACUCGAAGAAGAAACAGUUCAUCGACAGCGUGAAACGUGGCCUAGGGAUGCACGGUAGUUCUAGUAAACAGUUAAUGGAAGCGGCUGCCGUCACCUGUAUAAAACUUUGCAAAGCGUCGACCUACGUGAACAACCUCGAUUCGAACAACGUUAUAUUCACCCUCGUUCAGCACGUUAUGAACGAUCUGAUGGCACUACUCUUCAAUCCUGGAAAAGUGUUCUCGCGUGGCCAGAGCUACGUUGCUCAAGACAUCGACCUAAUGAUAGACUCUUUUGUCAGUUUCUUUCGCAUCAAACCGCAGAACAACGAAGUACUUAAAGUUUGCUUGAACCUUAAUCAUCCGACGAUAUAUCAGUUCGUCUUGGUCAGCUCGUUAUACAAAAUUGUAACUCAACCAAGACUGCCAUGGUGGCCUCAGAUAGAUCUUCUCUAUUCUCGCAGCGCGGAACUUAGAAACAUGUUCACUGAUAUUUUGAACAAAGUCACACAGAGUUACAUAUCACACACGCCGUUGCGUAUGAUACAAAGUUUAACGCUCAAGGGGAAAGAGCAAAAUAAGUACAGGGACCGCGGCGAGGAGAUAUCCAGUUACAGAAAUCUACUACUUUGGAUGGUUAAACUUAUUCACGCUGAUCCCAUGUUACUCCUGCACAAUCAAGGGAAAGCAGGUCAUGAGAUUCAAAGCUCGACACUAGAAUUGAUCAACGGCCUGGUAUCUUUAAUUCAUCAACCGUCGAUGACAGACAUCGCUUACGAGGCGAUGGAAGCGUUAUUAGUACUGCAUCAUCCGGACAAAAUAAAGUCGUGGAACCCAGAGGCACCGAUGAACACGUUCUGGGAUGUUAGCUCUCAAGUUCUAUUCUCGAUCUCGCAAAAAUUGAUUCAACAUCAGAUCGUAAACUACACUUGUAUAUUGAAAUGGCUCAAGGAGAUACUGAUCUGCAGGAACUCGUUUCUCAUGCAGAACAAGGACUACGCCAAUGUCGGCAGCCAGAUCGCCGUUUGCAAACAGGCGCAUAUUAAACUCGAGGUCGUAUUUUUCAUGUAUUUGUGGAGCAUAAACAUGGAGGCUGUGUUAGUAUCAAUGUCUUGUUUCGCUUUGCUCUGCGAGGAAGCGGAAAUUCGAUGUGGUAGCGACGAGGUAGCGGUGACAUGUCUGUUACCAAAUUAUCAUUUGUAUCUUGAAUUGGCACAAGCUUCCACUGUGUUAAUCACUGCCAGCGGGGAAAGUAAGAUAUGCUAUCACGAUCACUAUUAUGGACGUGCCGCAUUACAAAAAAGAAUUAUGGCCUUGUUGAGGAAGAUAGAACACUGUGUAAAUGGCGUACAACCUGCUUGGGAGGAAACGUUCAGAAAUUGGGAGGUCACGUGCCGACAGCUGGUGAAUUAUCCAAAGACUCGGACGGAGGACGGACAAAUGGAAUCUUUUCAUCGUAGCACCGGAAAACGGAGGGCAUCACAGCAGAAUUCGGAACACGAAUUAGAGGAACAGAUCAACGAGUGGGCGAACAUGACAGGAUUCCUCUGCGCAUUAGGCGGUGUGUGUUUGCAAAAGCGUUCGCCGAACAGGCCGCUGUCCGGGAUACCGCUGAAUCCAGAAGCUAAGAAAAGCUCGAAGCAACAAGAACCUACACCCUGUUUGUCGAAUCCGAGUCAGGAAGUACAGUACUGCACUCAGUUCGUGUAUAGCUUGCUGCGUUUGUUAAUUUGUAACAAUGAAAAGUUCGGGAAUCAAAUACAGAAACACGUAAAAGAGCUGGUCGGCCACGAGAUGAGUCCAGCGUUGUAUCCGAUAUUGUUCGACCAGAUAAAAAGCAUCGUAGAGAAGUUCUUCAAUCAGCAGGGACAGGUCAUAGUGAUGGACGUUAACACCCAGUUCGUCGAGCACAUAAUAUUCAUAAUGAAAAAUAUUCUCGAUUCAAAAACGGAUCAACCUUCGGAGUAUCUUGGAAUGACCAGUAUAGAAGGAAUGAUGUUAGCGAUUGUCAGAUACGUUAGGCAUCUGGAUAUGACCAAGCACUCUGUUCACAUCAAAACGAAAUUGUGUCAAUUGGUAGAAGCUAUGAUGAAGCGACGAGACGAUUUGGCUUUUCGACAAGAGAUGAAAUUUCGUAACAAGCUCGUCGAAUAUUUGACUGAUUGGGUGAUGGGUGCUACUCAUCAGAUAGCUCCCUCGACCACUGGAGACAUCGCUGUUUACACACGAGAUUUGGAUCAAGCAUGUAUGGAAGCAGUCGGUGCGCUGUUACGCGGUCUACCGCUUCAACCCGAGGAAUCAGAUCGGGGCGAUUUGAUGGAAGCAAAAUCUCAAUUGUUCUUGAAGUAUUUCACUCUGUUCAUGAACCUGUUAAAUGACUGUAACGAGGCGGCCAGCGAAGACAAGGACAUAGUUUCACAGCAACCGCAAUUAACUAGCAGUAAAUUAUCAACGUUAAGAAAUGCGACCAUACAAGCCAUGAGCAAUCUUCUCAGCGCGAACAUCGACAGCGGUUUAAUGCAUUCCUUGAGCUUGGGUUACAAUCCGGAUCUCCAAACGCGUGCAGCAUUCAUGGAAGUCCUCACGAAAAUACUUCAACAAGGAACGGAAUUCGAUACUCUGGCGGAAACAGUGUUAGCUGAUAGAUUCGAGCAACUGGUUCAACUCGUUACUAUGAUCAGCGACAAGGGAGAGCUGCCUAUCGCGAUGGCCCUGGCCAACGUUGUCACAACGAAUCAGAUGGACGAGUUAGCGCGAGUUUUCGUCACUCUGUUUGACGCAAAACAUUUACUGUCUUCUCUCUUGUGGAACAUGUUUUACCGCGAGGUCGAGGUCUCGGAUUGCAUGCAAACACUGUUCCGCGGCAAUAGCUUAGGCAGCAAGAUCAUGGCGUUUUGCUUCAAGAUCUACGGCGCGAGUUAUCUGCAAAAUUUAUUAGAACCGUUAAUCACACCUUUGUUGGAUGAUCCUACUACUGGCUUCGAAGUAGACAGCGCGAAGAUAGAUGGCAACGAAGAUAUUGAACAGAAUGGACGUAAUUUAAUCGCAUUGACGCAGAAAGUGUUCGAUGCCAUUAUAUCGUCAGCCGAUCAAUUUCCACCGCAGUUGCGAUCGAUGUGUCACUGUCUCUAUCAAGUGCUUAGCAAACGAUUCCCUCAAUGUCCUCAGAACAAUAUUGGGGCCGUGGGCACAGUGAUAUUCCUACGAUUUAUCAACCCCGCGAUUGUCUCACCACAAGAAAUGGGUAUCGUGAAUAAACCCGUACCACCGCACAUUAAACGCGGCCUAAUGCUGAUGUCUAAGAUUCUACAGAAUAUCGCAAACCACGUGGAAUUCAGUAAGGAGCAACACAUGCUACCGUUCAACGACUUCCUGCGAGCUCAUUUCGAGAGUGGCCGUCGAUUCUUCAUACAAAUAGCCUCCGACUCCGAAACGGUAGAUCAAGCAAACCAUCCGAUGUCAUUCGUUUCCGACGCGAACGUUCUAGCUUUACACCGGUUGUUGUGGAAUCAUCAAGAACGUAUCGGAGACUACCUUAGCAGCAGCAGGGACCACAAGGCGGUAGGCAGGAGACCGUUUGACAAGAUGGCCACGUUACUAGCUUAUCUUGGUCCGCCGGAACACAAGCCUAUCGAUUCCCACCUGCUGUUCACUUCGUCGUACGCUCGAUGGUCGAACAUCGACAUGUCCUCGACUCACUUCGAGGAAGUCAUGGUUAAACAUAACAUGCACGAAAAUGAGGAGUUCAAAAGUAUCAAGAAUCUGAAUAUUUUCUAUCAGGCAGGAACCAGUAAAGAGGGAUAUCCGGUGUUUUACUACAUUGCCAGACGUUACAAAAUCGGUGAUACGAACGGAGAUCUGCUAAUAUAUCAUGUUAUUUUAACAUUAAAGCCGUUUUGCCAUUCACCAUUCGAGCUAGUCGUCGAUUUCACCCAUACGUGUUCGGACAACCGUUUCCGUACCGAGUUCCUCCAGAAAUGGUUCUGCGUGUUACCGAAAGUUGCCUACGAGAAUAUUCACGCCGCUUAUAUCUAUAAUUGCAACAGUUGGGUGAGAGAAUACACAAAGUUUCACGAUCGGAUCCUGGCAUCUUUAAAGGGUAACCGGCAAGUGGUGUUCGUCGACGGUCCGGGUCGUUUAAACGACGUGAUCGACAUCGAUCAGCAAAAAUUACCAGGCGCGACGUUGUCUCUGGACGAGGAUCUGAAGGUGUUCAACGGGGCAUUGAAGCUCUCUCACAAGGACACGAAGGUGUCCGUGAAAGUUGGACCCACCGCGAUACAAAUAACGUCGGCGGAGAAAUGCAAAGUAUUGUCGCACUCCGUUCUAUUGAACGAUGUUUACUACGCAUCCGAAAUAGAGGAGGUAUGUCUGGUGGAUGACAAUCAGUUCACACUGACCAUAUCGAACGAGACUGGUCCGUUGACGUUCAUUCACAACGACUGCGAUAUCAUCGUGCAAGCGAUACUUCACAUUAGAAACCGGUGGGAGCUGUCGCAACCGGAGUCCGUGUCUGUUCAUCCAAAAAUAAGACCGAAGGACGUGCCCGGAACGUUGCUGAACAUGGCGUUGUUAAAUCUCGGCAGCUCGGACCCGAAUUUGAGAACCGCGGCGUAUAAUCAGCUGUGUGCUCUUACCGCGACUUUUGACCUGAAAAUCGAGGGCCAGUUGUUAGAAACUUCUGGACUGUGCAUACCUUCGAACAACACCAUAUUUAUCAAACACUUGAGCGAGACGCUAGCUGCAAACGACCCUCAUCUAACGCUAGAGUUCCUAGAAGAGUGUAUACAGGGCUUCAGGCUGUCUAGCAUCGAACUGAAACAUCUAUGUUUAGAGUACAUGACACCGUGGUUGAACAAUCUCGUACGAUUCUACAAGCCGAACGACGAGGGUGGUAAACGGCAGAAACAAGUGACGAAAAUCUUGGAAAAACUGAUUACACUGACUAUCGAGGAAGUCGAAAUGUACCCGAGCAUCCAGGCAAAGAUAUGGAGCACCAUCGGUGGGCUUCCUGAAUUGAUAGAUACGGUUUUGGAUAAUUUCAUUCAACGUAGCGUUAGCUUUGGAUUAGGCUCGCCAACGAUCGACAUAAUGGCUGAUACCGCGGUUGCCCUAGCGUCUGGAAACGUGCAGCUCGUAGCGAAGAAAGUUAUAGGGAGACUAUGUCGGGUAGUGGAUAAGACCUGCACUUCGCCGACGCCGCUACUGGAACAGCAUACGAGGUGGGACGAUAUCGCCAUCCUGGCGAGAUACCUUCUGAUGUUGUCUUUCAACAAUUGUCUGGACGUCGGCAAACACUUACCAUACUUGUUCCACACUGUCACAUUCCUGGUCUGCUCCGGUAGUCUGAGUAUGCGCGCAUCGACCCACGGGUUAGUCAUUAACAGUAUUCACUCGCUUUGUACCUGCAGCUCGCCAUCGUUCUCCGAAGAUACUUACCGGAUAUUACGAAUGAGCCUAGACGAAUUUUCGUUGCCCAAGUUCUACCUCCUCUUUGGAAUUAGUAAAGUGAAAUCUGCCGCGGGCACGGCAUUUAGGUCUAGCUAUAGACACUCGAAUGAGAAGUGGUUUAGCAACGAGCGAACUGUCACCGGUACCCACGACAAGGAGAGGCUCUCCUUAACCAGUUUAGAAAUUAUCACCGACGCCCUGUUGGAGAUCAUGGAGGCGUGCAUGCGAGACAUUCCACACUGCCACUGGCUAAAGACAUGGACCUCGUUGGCAAAGAACUUUGCGUUUUGUUUCAAUCCGGCGUUACAACCGAGGGCGCUGAUCGUUUUCGGAUGUAUCAGCAAAAGUAUCACCGAUCAGGACAUGAAACAGUUACUGAGGAUACUAGUCAAAGCUCUAGAGAGUCUCAAUGAUAUCACUCUGCUCGAGGCGAUUAUUAUGUGCCUAACGAGAUUGCAGCCGUUGCUCAGACCUGAAUCCCCUAUACAUCGAUAUUUAUUUUGGGUCGCUACGUCUAUCCUUCAGUUGGAUGAAGCGUCUCUGUACGCGUGCGGCCUCGCGCUUCUUGAACAAAAUCUACACACGUUAGAUUCGCAAGGGACUUUCGAUGAGAAGAAUUUGGAAGACGUUAUGAUGUCGACGCGCGAGCCUUUGGAGUGGCAUUUCAAGCAAUUAGAUCAUGCGGUGGGAUUAUCGUUCAAAUCUAACUUUCAUUUCGCCCUGGUCGGUCAUCUUUUGAAAGGGUACAGACACCCGACGCCUACCACCGUUACGAGAACAGCUAGGGUACUGACCAUGUUGUUGGGCAUCGUUGCUAAACCAUUCAGGCGGGACAAAUUCGAGGUGACACCGGAAAGCGUCGCUUAUCUAUCUGCGUUGGUAUCUGUAUCGGAGGAAGUGAGAAGUCGAUGCCACAUCAGACAUGCCAUUACUAAAAACGUGGAACCUGGCAUCACGGAUUGCCUCGAUCUUUUACUUCCGCACAAUACGGAUACUUCGACCGCGAUGUCCGGUAAUCCAACUAAUCGCAGACAAAAAUCGUGUGAUCUCCUCGACCAGUCCGCUCUCACUCAAGCGAGACAACAGAAACAAUUUUCCACUCAUCAGACUGGACGGAUUUUAUUUAAAACCCAGCGAUCCUUUUCUGUACCAACUGCAAAGGAAACGAAACCGAACGAGGAAGCUGAACCAAAGAAUCGGAGCGCGAGGGUCAGCGUCAGCAACGAGAACAACGUGUUGCUCGAUCCGGAAGUGCUCACCGAUUUCUCGACCCAGACUCUGGUUUUAACCGUGUUAGUCACUCUGGUCAAAAAUACAACCGACGAAAACGAGCAACGGAUACUUUACGAGUAUCUCGCUGAAGCAUCCGUUGUCUUUCCGAAGGUUUUUCCAGUCAUUCACAAUUUGCUCGAUGCGCAAAUCAAUAGCGUAUUGUCUAAUUGUCACGAUCAAGGAAUAUUAAAUUCCGUGCAGGCAAUCAUACAGAACAUGAUCGCGUGCGAAGACACGAAUCAACAGCAGUUACAUUACUUACAAAGUUGCGGUUUCGGGGGAUUGUGGAGAUUCGCCGGGCCCUAUACGAAUUCGAAUUGCACAGCGGAGAGUGCACAGUUGUUUGUUAACUGCUUGGAAGCGAUGGUCGAAACGUGUUUGCCAGUGGAUGAGCCGGAGAACUCCACUAUUAACGAGAUACCAAGCGAUAAUAGAUGCAAACGACCCGGUGACUGUCAUCAUCAAUCGGAGACCGCGCAGAAGAAUAAACCAUCGGUCUAUCACACGAUCGAUCAAACGGGGACACGUGCUGAACGGACAGACGAAAUUUCAAGGAGUACUUUAUUCGUUACUAGAGAUCACAGCAUUGAUAGCAGAGGAAAUGUUUCGUUCGAUUCGGUGAGCCAAGGAGAGAAUACCAGCAGUAGUAAUAGUUCACAACCUUAGCGAUUAAUAUACGAAUUUAAAAGACAGUGCGGUAAACAUGGGCGAAAGCGACGAGUCGGUCGAAAAUUGCAAAGACAAUUGAGCCACGCAAAAAUUCUGGCACCGUGUUAUUGCUGCAACAUGUCGAAUCAGUUUAAUCCGAUGCCGUCCACUUCACGUUGACACGACGUCGUAAUACCACAAUCCCGCUGGAGAAUGGAAAUUAAAUGCGAGUACGUUUUUGUUAAAAUAUUUUUUAAUUUAUGUCGGGUCAUUUUUUAUGAAUCUUUGAGUAUAGAGAUUGUUUCCUUUUUUCAUUAAAAUAAUAUGCCACAAGAUGAUGCAUAAACCUAAUGAAAUGACCUGGCAUUUCGUUAUUCGGUUAUUAAAAUAAUUCUCAUAUGUGAGUAUAUGUUUGAAGCGUUCAGUUCGCACAGUAGCGUCGAGCAACAGAUGUUUUAAUACACCAAAUGUUAUUUUAUAUGUACAUCUACGAGCAACGAUAUUCUUAAACGUAUGUACAAUUUUUUAAACACUUUUUACAUUUUUCGUUUACAUGUUUUCUGUACGUACAUACUCUACACUACAUGAUAAUUUAGAGUUUCGCGAGAACAUUACAUGGUAUAAUUAACAUCGUACAGAGUGAGACAUUUUAAUAGAAACGCUUCAUUGUUUUCUCAUUUAAAAAGAAGGUUCGAAAAACAAAAUCUGGCACGUAGUAGUAUAAACAUUUUUUUUAAAGCCAUACAAUCUUAAUAUUAUUAGUAUUUCGUUCGUUUACUUAAUUAACAUUUAUUUAUAGGGAACGUAAAUGUCCCACACUGUAUACAAUUCGUGCACGCGGGUAUCUUUGUUCCUUUGUGCAAAUUAAUAUUUUUUAUAGUAUAUUCCGUAGAGAGGGAAUCCGUUUUCUAUUUCCGAUAUAUUGAAAAACAAACUUUAAAUAUGUAUGUAUAGCCUCGUGUUACCAGAAUAUAAAAAAGGUCUAUUUAUGAAAGAAGAUGAUAUGAUAGUUUAUCAAGGAUGUCUAUAAUUUUUCCGUUAAUUAUUAUAUGAGAAAUUGUAACGAGUUUAUCUUUCGUUGAUACGUGUAUAGGGAAAGAAACGUUACGUGGGCAGUCGUUCACAGUGAAAAUCAUGCGGUUGUGCAUCGGCAAAAGUCAUUUAAUAAUCGGAACAAUCAUUUUCGAAUCGUAUCACUGAAUUUUAAUCUCAAUCGUUCUAAUGACGUCAUAAAACGAAUCAUCUAAAUGAUGGCACAAAAGAAAUGAAUAAUAUAGUUUGUACGAGUUCUUAUUUCGCUAUUCGAAUAUUUUUCAGCAUUUAUUACAUAAUUCAAUAUUAGCAUUUAACACCAAUAUACAUUAUGAAAUUCCAACAUUCCUAUUCGAAACGAUCCUACUGCAAUCAGGCUGAUCACAGAAUGUGUAGCAUCGUGUAUGAGGAGUCCUAUACGUACAUGUGUACAUAGAACUAAAAUCUCUCUCUAACUCAGUUUCAGUCAACAAUAUUUACUCUAUUACAGAACUUCGAAAAACUGGACGAUUUUCACUGCGAAUUAUUGUGCGUAUGUGUAUAUUGUGACAGAUUAGACUUGAUUACGACAAAAGAUUGGAAAUGAACGAGUUAAACUAAAGCGUGUAUAAUGUCGCGUUAUGAUAUGGCUACGAGAUACAAAUGUUUAAGAGAAAGUUAUUGUGGAUACAUGUACGCUCUAGUAAAACACUAUUUCAAUCAUCUGUAAGAAAGAAGUUCUAUGGGAGCGGAGUGUUCAAGACGCUUAUGUAUGUGAACGGAUUAAGAAGUUUUCUACGUACAUAAAGACAUAUACAUAUAACAGAGAAAAAGAAAGAGUGAAAGAAGGAGAGAUGAGUAUGCCUGUGAAAAAUAUUCGUUAACAACCUGUGAACUUUAAUGCAAAAUCACCAAAAUAUUUUAAACGCUAGGUGAUAUAAUUAUUUUUACCAUUAUAUAUUAAUAUCCUGAACGCGAUUUUCCUUUCUCUGAAAAUAAUCAUUUGUACUCAGUUAUGCUCAUCAGAUUGCAAACAUUGAUCUCUAUACAAUACUGGAUAGUGACAGUGGAUUGGCAUAGUUGGCUCGUUCCAUUCUGUCGUGACGAGUUCUUCCCGUUAUUAUGGCACAGAGAGUAAAAGGACGUAAAAGUUUGAUAUAACUCUGCAAUAAAUACGCAUAAGCAGAUCAAACUCCGAUAUUCGAAGCGGAAAAGCUUUCUCUUUACAAUGCCGUUUGAUUCAUCUCGAUCCGACUUUCGAUUCCGGAGAUAUCGUCAUGCAAAUUUUUUGGCCACCGCAGUGUCCUCGCAUGUUGACCUACCCUAAUCCCCGCCAACCGGUCUAGUCCAGGUCUAGACAGUCAACUUGCUACGCGUGAACUGGGUCACUGUGUCAGGAAAACCAAACGCCUAAACUUUGGAAGCCUAUAUCUCCGGAACAGACGGAGAUUUCGGGAUGAAUCAAAAGCGAUUUUUUCAUCUUGAUUUUCUCUAUCAACUGAGAUAGUUUUCAAUAAAAAAUUCAGUGUCCUUGUAUCGAUUACGUUUGCGCUCAGUAGCGGGCGCAUUUUAUCUAUCCGUCCUCAUUUACUUAUCAUCGCACAGGAUCGUUCGGAUGACCUAAUAAGAGAUAGAAAGCGCCUAAGAAGCAUGAAUAAACUCAACAGCUGUGUCAAUCGGGUCCCACUCUCCAGUGUUCUAUAGAGAUAAGCGAUUAAAAUAAGUACCAUUUGGAUUAUUAUCGAUACUUUCCGGUAUUUAUUAUUUUUCAAGCGUGAUUGCAUUGUUUCGUUUGUGUAAGCAGUAGAGAGUAUGUAUAAAUACGUGUAUGUGUAUGUGCGUUUUGCGCGAGAUCGCACAAAUAUUCGUGUUUUGCUUUCUAAUAAAAAUUUUGUUGAGAGGCUCCGGAACUCACCUCUCGUAUAUCACGCACGUGUAUUUCAAAAGGCACAUUUUUUUUAGCUACGAAGGAGUAAAUAUGUUGAAUGCGAAAAGAUUCAUCGAUCGUACUUCAAUGGAAAUAACACCAAGAAGAUAGAAAGAUAGUUUGAAAGCUAAUAAAUGAAAAAGUAAGAAGAUGGCUCGAUCGUUACUCUUUAAAAUGAAUUCUUUUAUCGCCUAAAUUGUUUCUGUAGAAGUCCUACAUAGUUCUCUUAUUUUUUUAUAGGGCACUUUUGUAAUAUACGUGCGAUAUGUUUAGUAUAUAUACAUAAUUUUCAACCCCUUGCGCGUCCCCAUUGUAACUAACACACCGUGUGGUACCGCACAAAAAUAUUGGCACACUUUUUAAAAUCACAUAACUUCUUUAGAAACGGUUGAUACAAUAUUUAGUUUCUCUAAUUUUUCGUAAAAGCUCGAAUAGUAUCGACCAGUUUUGAAACAGUUGCACGACUUUAAAGAAUGUGCCAAUACGUGUUCUUCCGUAUAUUUUUAUAUCGUGUUUAAAUAUUAAAAACAUUUGUUUACUUACCGUAUCAAACUAAGUCCUUUAGGUUCAAACUUAAUGUUUCUUCUAUACUAAAUGAUCGCUGAAGAAUGAUCGCAAGGGGUUGAUGAUUAUAAAAAUUAAAACAAAAAAACGCUCUGGACCAGCAUUACAUCUUCUUUGAGAGGAUUGCUCGAGCCAACAUAAUCUUCAGCGCCCAAGAAGAAUAACAGCUUAGAAAAUUUUUUUAAUUUUAUUCUCUCAUCCCAACUUUGAAAAUAUUCCUAGAUACCCCGUUUACGUUGGGAUAUAUGUAAAUAGUAUUUCUGUUCUCUUUGUCGCGUCAUUCUGCUUGGGAACUGACGUUGCGUACCUAUUUUGUUAGCGAAGAGUUCUCGAAAUGAAAACACCAAUGAUUCUAUUAUCUAUCACUUAUUAAAGUACAAAGCGAGACCAGACCUCCUCUACCCAAAUGCGUGAUAUUUAAGAAGAAAAAAAAAUGCGCGUACACGCAGGUAGAUAAGGGGGACACUUUAUUAGAAUAAUUAAAUAGUCGAGAGAAGGAGAAAAGAGAAAACAAUGACUUUUUUUGUCAAACAAUAGCUAAAUGUAUAUAGAGUGUUUCAUUUAUCUUGCACAUUCUUUUAUAUUUCGUAAUUGAUUUGAAACGACGAAUAUUUAUAACUGUAACAUUCACGAUUGUGUAAUAUUAAUCAUUCAUAUUAAAUGUAUGUACCGUAUACGUAUACAGGGUAAGUCAAUAAGAACUGUCGUCUGUAAUUCUAAUAAUUAUUCAUUAAUUUUACUAGAAGAAAUAAAUGAUGAUUUAUAGAAAUAAAACUUGUUCGAAACUAAAAUUAAUACAACGCGUGUUAUAACAUGAUUAAUAAAUGUGAAAUAAUUCCCGGCAGCAUUUUUUAUCGACUGACCUGUAUAUUCCUAAACAUUCUUCAGUUUCUGUUAAAUUGUUGAACAGGAAUUUGAUAUAUAUCUAUAAUAAUAUAAAAUACUAAUAAUAUGAAGAUCGAAAUGGAACAUCCUCUAUAUACAUGUAGUGGGUGAAGCAGAUUCAUUGGAGCAAUAGAACACUCGACGCAAAUGAUAAACACAUUUGUACAUAGUGCAUACAUAUAUUGUAUGUAUGUAUGUACAUAAGCUUUUACGUCGUAACAAUUGUCUAUUACGCCUAGGUAAAAAGUUUUUGGAUCGUAACCCCAUAAUCAUAAUAUGUAUGUACACAGUAGUAGAGUGCAGAAAGUAUUUGUACAAUAAUUUCCAACGUGUAUCAAUUGAUUAAUUAGUAUUAAAUUACCACAGUUCAUCUUUCUUCCUUGUGUACAUACACUCAUGUGAUUUUAAGUAUUUGGUAAAAAAGAUUUGUGCAGAUAUUUUCUGCAACCACUGCGUACGUACAUUUCAGUCUUUAGACAGUUGUACGAAACAGAUGAUAAUCGUGUAAAGAAGAAUCUCCUUAUGUUAAUCAAUAUUAGGCAUUAUAUAUUCGACGAACAAUCGAUUCUUUUGUCAAAUAAAAUAUCCUAAAGUAAACCGCAGACAUUAGUCGAGUUUCAAGCAAUUUUCAACAGAAGGCGAUUAGAUGUUCUAGGAAAAUCUUCACGUACGUUAAUUCGUUUAUUAGUUAUUGUAAAACAAAUUGCAGAGAAAAAACGACGGUGCUUCUUACAUUUGUUUACGAGGAACUAUGGUCUAAAAACAAAAGUCUAUUAAAAGUGUAAGAACUAUACUAUCAGAUAUGUACCACGGUUAUAUAAUAUAUUUAAUAAAAUUUGUUGCGAUUA
This is a messenger RNA of Ceratina calcarata, 13520 nucleotides long. RefSeq names its product neurofibromin 1 (gene Nf1). The transcript is spliced from 19 exons. Bases 24 to 8303 code for a protein of 2759 amino acids. Lineage: Eukaryota; Metazoa; Arthropoda; Insecta; Hymenoptera; Apidae. The record is from RefSeq and is a predicted model, not a curated record. Gene Ontology annotation, biological process: regulation of GTPase activity.